Molecule: messenger RNA, 9251 nt
Organism: Vicugna pacos (alpaca)
Lineage: Eukaryota; Metazoa; Chordata; Mammalia; Artiodactyla; Camelidae
Gene: GALNT5
Product: polypeptide N-acetylgalactosaminyltransferase 5
Biological process (GO): protein O-linked glycosylation
Cellular component (GO): Golgi apparatus
Molecular function (GO): polypeptide N-acetylgalactosaminyltransferase activity
Source: RefSeq, a predicted model, not a curated record
UCUUUAACCUGUAACCUCUCAAAGCAGAAACAUUAAGGUCAGUGAUUAAUUGCUGGGACAAAUCAUCCUGGGUACAACAGGGUUAAUAAGCAGGAAUGGGAUAGGUGGGGUUACAAACCAGGAACACAUGCCCUCCGAGUUAGAUAGCUUUCUUUCCUUUUAAUUGCCCUGAAAACACACACUCUCACAUAACACGGAAGGUGAGAGCUGAACGAAGUUUUCUGGGUAAUGGCUUGAAAUGUUUUCCUUAUGAGAAGUGGUGUUGAGUUACAGCGUGCAGACUGAGAACUGGGAGGAGAGAGAGCAGCAGCCCUAGCCCGGCCCCCACCUUUUCUUGGGCUUGUAGGAAGGUGGACAUGGGCUCAAGGAGAUAGGACAAGUGAUAUGUUGAACUGUCCGGUGGCUGGAAUCCGCUGCUCCUAGAGUGGCCUAAGAGCAAUGUUGAGCAGGGCUUAGCCAGGGGCCAGCAGGAGCAGACACGGAUGCUCUGCUGUGAAAUGCCACGCAGGCAGACUGACAAGCGGUAGGAGCUGAGCUUUCCCCCUGGACUGCUGUUUCCUGCUGUGUUCAGGGGAGGGGGGCGCUUUCUGGCAACUCUGCUGCUGCUGCUGCUGCUACCUCAGCUCCCUCUCCACUCAAGGUAAGCAGGCUCAGAGGGAGGGCAGGCUGCAAAGGAAGCCUUUGUACCAUGAACAAGAUCCGAAAGUUUUUCCGAGGAAGUGGGCGAGUCCUAGCAUUUAUAUUUGUAGCUUCUGUCAUCUGGCUGCUGUUUGACAUGGCAGCUCUCCGUCUCUCAUUCAGUGAGAUCAACACUCGGGUCCUGAAGGAAGACAUCGUCCGGAGGGAGAGGACAGGGUUCAGGGCUCAGCCAGACCAAGUGAAGAUCCUUUACAGCAGCAUAAAAGAGAUGAAGCCCCCACUGAAGGGACAUGGGAAGGGCGUGUGGGGAAAAGAGAACUUUAGAAAGACUGAGGAGAGUAAGCUCAAGGUUGAGGAUGAUUUGGACCAAACCCAGAAGGAAAGAAAAAUGCAGAAUGCCCACGGAAGGGGCAAGGUUGCGCCUUUGUGGCGUCCUGUGUAUCUGCAGACCCCCUCAGUGACUUCUACUAAGUGGAAGACAGAGGGGCGAGACAUCAGACCUGAGAAUUCCUCUCACCAUGUGACACCAAAGCAAACGACAGCUCAGGGGGCUCAGAAAACCCCAUUCAUAGCAGCAAGGGGAACUGCAUUGCCCAAAAUAUCUACAUACACAGGACCUGUCGGUAUAAACCAGGAGGCCCUGAAGAGUCAUCAUCUCAGCAGUGGCCCAUUGAAACAAGCACCUGAGAGGAGCCCAAAUGUGACCAUCAGUCUUAAAAUAGACAGAUCAAAGCAGCAAUCCCAGGCAGUAGCACAUGAAAGGACAUCCCCUGCCAGCCCACCAGUGCCAAAACCCAGGGAAGCCAUAGCCUUAAAUAAAACUGAGACUCAGAGCAAAGAACUAAAUGCAAAUAAACACAAAGGCAGUAAGAACCUUCCCUUUUCCAAGUUCAUUGCCAAUUCAAGUCGCUUAAAGAAGCAAUCUAUUAAUGAGACACAGUUCGGAGGCUUGCCAAAGCGUGACGGAGCCAAAGUGGCUGAUGGGAAGAAACUCAAUUUGUCUGAAAGCCAUGUUGUGAUUAUAACCAAGGAGGAGGAGCUAAAGACAGACACCAAAGAGGUCCCCAAUUCUAAAACCAAAACUGUGUUUCCUGUAGAAUUGGGUGAAAGCCUAGGGAGUCACAUUGCCAGGAAUAGAAGUGAGGCAUUUUUCUCUUCAGUUGCUCUACAGAGAGCAGUAGUGUCUCAAACCAACCAAGGCUUAGCUGGGGGGCUUGAGCCAACAAGAAUUAACUUAACUGCCAAGGCCCAGCCUGCACAACUCAACAAAAGUCAUAUAAAAGCCCUUUCACCGGAAGACCAUGGAAUGCACCGUGUGUUAAGAAUUGAUGUGACACUUUCUCCAAGGGACCCCAAAGCUCCAGGUCAGUUUGGACGUCCAGUAGUUGUUCCCCAUGGAAAGGAGAAGGAGGUAGAAAGAAGAUGGAAAGAAGGAAAUUUCAACGUCUAUCUCAGCGAUUUGAUCCCAGUGGACAGAGCCAUUGAAGACACAAGACCUGCUGGGUGUGCAGAGCAGCUAGUUCACAAUAACCUCCCAACUACCAGUGUCAUCAUGUGCUUUGUGGAUGAAGUGUGGUCCACUCUCCUGAGGUCAGUUCAUAGUGUCCUCAACCGCUCUCCCCCGCACCUCAUCAAGGAAAUUCUACUGGUGGAUGACUUCAGCACCAAAGACUACUUAAAAGGUAACUUGGAUAAAUACAUGUCUCAGUUUCCAAAAGUUCGGAUUCUUCGCCUCAAAGAGAGACAUGGCUUAAUAAGAGCCAGGUUGGCAGGGGCAAGGAAUGCCACAGGUGAUGUGUUGACGUUCUUAGAUUCUCAUGUGGAAUGUAAUGUUGGUUGGUUGGAACCUCUUCUGGAAAGAGUUUAUUUAAGUAGAAAGAAAGUAGCCUGUCCAGUAAUUGAAGUCAUCAAUGAUAAGGAUAUGAGCUACAUGACAGUGGACAACUUUCAAAGAGGCAUCUUUGUGUGGCCCAUGAACUUUGGUUGGAGAACCAUUCCUCCGGACGUUGUUGCAAAAAACAAAAUUAAAGAAACUGAUAUAAUAAGAUGUCCUGUCAUGGCAGGUGGAUUAUUUUCUAUUGAUAAAAAUUACUUUUUUGAACUUGGAACAUAUGACCCUGGGCUCGAUGUUUGGGGUGGAGAAAAUAUGGAGCUCUCCUUCAAGGUGUGGAUGUGUGGGGGUGAGAUUGAGAUCAUUCCCUGUUCCCGAGUGGGCCACAUAUUCCGAAAUGACAAUCCAUAUUCCUUCCCCAAAGACCGGAUGAAGACAGUGGAGCGGAACCUGGUGCGGGUGGCCGAGGUCUGGCUGGAUGAGUACAAGGACCUGUUCUACGGUCAUGGGGAUCACCUCAUAGACCAAGGGCUAGAUGUCGGCAACCUCACCCAACAACAGGAACUUCGGAAGAAACUAAAAUGCAAAAGUUUCAAAUGGUACUUGGAGAAUGUUUUUCCUGACUUGAAGGCUCCCAUUGUGAGGGCAAAUGGUGUGCUUAUUAAUGUGGCCUUGGGUAAAUGCAUGUCCAUUGAAAACACCACAGCCAUCCUGGAAGACUGUGAUGGGAGUAGCAAGCUUCAACAAUUUAAUUAUACCUGGUUAAGACUUAUUAAACAUGGAGAAUGGUGCUUAGCUCCUGUCCCUGAGAACGGAGCCCUGAGGCUGCACCCUUGUGAUAACAGAAACAAAGGGCUAAAAUGGCUGCAUAAAUCAACAUCAGUCUUUCGUCCAGAACUGGUGAAUCACAUUGUUUUUGGAAACCAUCAUCAGUUGCUAUGCUUGGAGGGCAAUUUUUCUCAGAAGACCCUGAAAGUUACUGCUUGUGACCCAGUGAAGCCAUAUCAAAAGUGGAAAUUUGAAAAAUAUUAUGAAGACUGAAGAACUGAUGUAUUUAUCUAUAAACCCACUAGACACUGUGAAAAAUGAUGGUGAACUUGGUGACUGUAUUUCUCCAUGGUAGUUCAAAAUUUUCAAAAUGAGUAACAUUUGAAAGAAAGAUUUUAAAAAAUAACAAUAUUUGAGAUACCAAAAGUUAACUCAGGGAAACAGUCCAACAUUGGACUGGAGUCCUUCUUUAGCACUAGGUAGCCUUUUGAAUUGCCUGGUUUCCACUCUGUGCUGGAACUCAGCCUGCAAGUUUCCCCGUGCCAUCUAACAGGUGACCAGAAAUGAAGAUGGAAGUACUUGCAGAAGCACUCACGAUGGCUGAGUUUGAUAAUAACCAGCUCUUUUGGUCCACAAGUAGGUAUAAUCAAUGAGAACCUGGUCCUUUAUUUGCUAUUUUUUUCAUAAAAAAAAAAAAGAGUAUCACUUGAGUUCCUAGGCUAAAAGUCCUCCAAACACACAGCUAUCAUCUUGGUGAAAUCUCUCCUGACUACACGCAUGUUUACCUAACAGUCUGAAAUAGCCUUGAUACACUACUCCUUGAUGGUAGGGUUUUGAUCUAGAUGACUGCGUAAUGUUUUUCCCAGUCUGAGUCAGUGGAAAAAAUUUUUAAGUGAGGAAGUCAAAUGCUUAUUCAAUUCUAGAUAUGGAUGUUGUUUCCAUUUGUUUUGUGCUUUUAAACUGAACUUUAAAAAAUGGCCACACUAGUAACUUCUAGACUUACGGGGAUAUUAAAAAAGAAAGAAAAAAUGCAAAGAAAUAGAGGCUGGAUCACAGCACACCAUAGUAACCAAAUACUUUUAAUUAUUGAACGUACUCUAGACCCGCAUAAAAGGAGUUGAAAUGAAUGAAGCAGAAAUAGAGCACUGAAAAAUACUGAAGUUCUUUUAUAUGAAAAUACUACUUUAGAUUCAGCAGCAUUUGCAGGCAUGAAGUGUGCUAAAAAUGGGCUCUAAAAGAUCUCAAGGUAGAAAUACAGUGAAGCUACAUAACGAAAGGGGAAGAGAAUGAGUUAACAACAUUUAGGAAGAGAGUUAAGAAAAACUGUCCUAGCCUUGGCAAAAAAAGGAAAAGGAUCUGGCAUCUCUAUGGGGAGAGAAAAGAAUAAAGACCCAGAUGUGGACCUAAUGAUAACACUGAUGAAUUCUGGGAAAUUUCCAAUAUUUCCUUAAUCGAAAUUGAGUCCCUAAUCUUAGGUAUGCCAAUACUUAGGCAUACCAGACAGUAUCUUAGAAAUCCUAAUAGCCUUACAUUCAUUCAUUUUGUUAAGAAAAUUGAUCCCCAGAAGACAUAUUACCUGUCUAAAAAUCUCAGGCCAGUUAGUGAGAGAAUCAGGACCGGAAUUUGAAUCUCUAGAGCCAGGGCCACAAGUCUGAACAAAUCAGUUCCACAACAUUCUUCAGAAAGAGAUACGUAAAUCUAUUGGUUGGGGUUGGAUCUCUGGAGGAUAAUUAUGCUAUAUGCUUGUUAAUGUAGUUUUAAAAAUCUGUGUGGUUGAGCUGAUGGUAAAACUGGGCAUCUUUAGUUCUGACUUCCUAUUUAAAAUUUAAUUUUAACCUCCAAUUAAUUACACAAAAGCAGAGAAAUUGCUAAGAAUUGGAAGGGGAAAUAGUUUUGCAUAUUUUCAUUAUAUUUGAGAUGUUUUAUUUAAAUAACUGACAUUGCAGAUGAGGUAAGAGCAUGACUAGAAAAUGAGAUAAUUCUUUUCAAAACAGAGCCAUGUAGGAGAUAAAACACAAGUCAGUUGCCAGAGGACUAACUGAAUUGCUGACCAAACUACGCUGGAUGCCUCAUGGAGUUCUUCGUGUAGCUGAAAAAUGUUAAAAGGUUUUCUGCCAGUCCAAAGAAUCUCUUUUUACUCAAAAAUAGUUUCUACCAAAAAUGUCAACUCUAUCCAGAAAAAAAUGAAUUUUUGGAUAUACUUACCUUUGGGUACACCAGCUAAAGAAAUUGGAAUUUUUUUUUCCUCAAAAGAACCUUCUGUGGUCUGUUCAGUGUUCUUUAAUCUGGGCUUUACCUUGAUAUACUUAUUAUGUGAGGUUAUAUUUGAAUCCAUAUUGUGAACAUAACAAAGAACUGUUUUCAUAUAUCACAUAUUUAUUCUUGGGUAGAAUUUUUAAAACAGCUUUUACCAUGUCUUUACUCAUUUACUCUAAGAAGCAAGGAACUAAUCAGUAGUUAGGAAUCUUAAGGACCUAACUUUAAGAGGGUUGACUAAUUGUGAAAUCUACUAUUAACAUUUUUUAAAGCAUUGGCCUCUAAUUUUUAUUUUCAGAAAACUGUAAUAAGUAAAUAUAAAUAAUAAAUAAAAUACUUCUAGGUCUUCUGGUACUUCUAAUGAUAGACCCUUGGAUGGGACACAUUAGGGUCCUAAUCAGCCCUGAGGUCAACAGGGAGCUCUGUUCCUGGGGACAUCAGAGUUCUCCCUGGAUUAGCUUUCGAUAUUGCAUUUUCUUAGAAAAAUGUCUAUGCAUGUUGUUACCUUGAACACAAGCAUAGUUGAUAAUAUUUUACAGAACUUCUUUGAUCAAAAACUAAUUUACCAAACCACCUGAGUGCUUCCGAGCCUCCCAGCUUGCACAAUCCCUUUCUCCUUUUUGACAGAUACUCAGAGCUUUCACCAUGUUCUCUUGAAGGAUGACACAGCUGUUGUUGGUACAACUGUGUUUUACUACCAGCAUCAAAUUUUCUCAAUUCUGCUUGCUGACAUUCAAAUAGCUGUCAUUCACAAGGGCAAAAACCACCAGCACAUGCCAUGAUCAUGAUGAAUUGUUAGUUUUGCACACUAAUUUGGAAAUACUCUUAGAUUUUAAAACACCUUGUUUCUAGAAUCACCUUAGGGAUUAUAGAGAGGCAAAGAUACCAGUUAUAGUGUAUAGGAAUUCAAUUUCCCCAGCCAACCUUGAAUUCGUGAAUGGCUUAGAAUGAUUUUCAAGGGGCUCUCCUGCAAAAGAAUGGGACUGAGGUGCACCAGACAGUACCAUCUUUAUUCAUUGUAAUAUCUUUAACUUCCACAUUCAAACACAGGAAAGAAAUUAUGUCUCAGAUAAAAGCCUCAAGAUCCUAGAUAAAAAAAAAGGAAGUUACAAGGCAUAAGAGGAAAAGAGAUGAGAACUUUUGAGUACCUACUAUGUGCUAGGCACUUCUUACGCCACACCUCACUAUUGUGCACAACUCAGUGAGGUUGGUCUCUUUUUCCUCAUUAUGCAGAUGAGGAGGAUGGCUGAGAGGGAUGUCUAAAGUCAUGCUACCAGUAAGAGUUAAAACCCAGAUUCCAUUUUAUCAGGCUGAAAAGAAAAGAAAAGAAAAGAAAAGAAAAGAAAAGAAAAAAGAAAAACCAAGAGAGAGCCACUUUCACUACAUCAUGCUGCUAUGAUUCUUCAAUUCUUUCCUUUUCUCUAAGUAGGGCAGUCAACUCAGGUGGGCUUAGUUAAAAUCCCUUGGUUAUGGACUCAAACCUCUUUGGUCUCUCUCUUGGAUGUUUUAUAGACAGGAAAUAGAAGCUGCAUCCCUCUCUGUUAAAUAACUGAAGUGUAGGCUUAAAAAUAGCUAUCUUCACACACUUCACAGUGGUCUAUCUACUUGACUUCAUGCAAGACAUGCUCUUUUCUAUUUCCUAGAACAAGUUUGAGAGGGAGAAGUGAACACAGAGAGACUGCUUCUCUGUGAAUAAAAUUACCAACUCUUUGUCCCUCCAACCAUCAAAGCUGAUAGAUUGCUCAAUUCAAACAGCAAUGGGAAGUGAAAAAUUUUAGUCCUUUAAUUUAAAACACAAACCAAGACACGUAACUUUCACUUCACUGUGUACAUUGUCACCAUAGCGCUUUUACAAUAACUUUUCCAUAAAGUCACUCAACAGUUGUUAUGAGUCAAGAUGCCUUGAAAUGAGAAAAGGAAUGCUAACCAGUUAAUGUACACAAACACUUAUUUGUGGCAAAUAGCCAUUCCAUGGACAGGUUUGAAUAAGCCACAUAAAGUAUUAUCUACUCCUGAUGAGGUUUAAUGGAUGGUAUUUCAGGUGCUGGUGGUGUCUGUAUCUAAAAGAAAGGAGAAAAAAAAUACCAUUACACUAAACAGGUUAGGUUUUCAACCUAAUGGGUUAACUAAUACUUACCACUGCAAAUUAGGAUCUCUUUGCAAGUUUAUGGGAAUUUUUGCUUUGCAAAAACAUAAAAUUCUCAUUUUCCAGCAAACAGAGCUUCUUCUAACAUGUUGAGUUCCUAAUGACAACAGCUGCCAUCAAAUAAGUAACAAAUAAUUUCUUUGAAAACAAAGUUUUUCUAUUUUGCUAUUAAUAGAUUUUUCUUAGUUAAAGGAUAUUGGUCAUAAAUAUCUAUAUAAAGUCUUUAUACUAGAUAUUUAAACUCAAAUUUUUGAUAGCAUAGUCUACUUCACCAUUCAAAAUGUGUAUGUAUGCAUGUAUAUACACAUAUACACAUAUACAGGUGUGGAUGUGUUUCUAUAUUUUAUGCUUUGAAUUGGGAGAAAGUAAAAUCAAGAGUUUUUACUAAUAAAGAAAAUUAAGACAUUAAGAAAUGUUUUCUGAUAUUUUUAACCCUCUUUUAAGUGCAUAGCUUCAUCUGCAUCUGGCCUUCUGAACGAAAUAAUCUAUAUGGAAUUUCACUCAGUGUAUUUUUCUCCAGACUUGAAAGUAAACAAACUCUAAAUUAUAAAUGAUCAGAAUGCUUGUUAAUUCAGUUUAGGUUUAUUCACAUGCCUUAAUUCUUCUCCUUCAAACAACUGCCCAAAUGUUACUAGUUUUAUACAUAUUAGCUAUAAGACAUAGGCAUAAAAACAAGAGAAGGCAAAAUUUAAAUUAGUGAAUUUUGCUAUUGAUUACCUGAAAACAUUUUUUUAAGUUGGAAAACCAGAUUAAAACUAUGUAGUAGUAAGGAAUUUGGAGUAAAUCUGAACAUUUUUAAGUGCCCAAUUUUUCUGCCUCUGACCACUGAAUUUAUUAUAAAAGGAUCAAAUUUGUAAUUUUAAGUUCCUAAGGAAAAAUUCAAAUUACUUGCCAAAUUCAUUUCCAAAAGUUUUCCAAGCUGGCAGUUUAUUACAAACUUCACUUGAUUUUGUACUUUCCCAUGUAUCUGUAUAAUUUCCACUGCUCAUUAUUACCUGUGUCAUUGUCUUUAUGUUGAUUGUAUAGCCUACUCACCUUGUGUUCUUCAUGAGCUGUUAUACACAUUUUGGUAUUCAUAUUUAUUAUAUUGUUUAAUAUUUUAAUAUUGGCAAAUGUUAUAACUUCUGACAUUAUUUUUUAUAGCCCUCUUGUUUUUUAUAGAGCAAUGAAAGUUCAGGCUUUAAAAGAAGUAGUGGCUUUCUCAUAUGGUCAAAUGUAUUUUUUUUUAUGAUAUGCUGGGUGUUUUAUUUCUUUCCAUAAUUCUAUAUUAUUACUUAUUUUAAAUGUUUUUUCUAUCAUUUUGAAAAACUUAAAUAUCCAUUCUACAUUUGAAAAUGUGCCAAAAGUGCAACCCCAUGUAAGUAUGUAGAAUCAAUUACUGUAAAAAUGUCAGCAUAGUUUACUGCAAAUGUAUUACCUUAAUGGCUACAAAUACAUAUACACAUUUUCAAGUUGUUGCAAUUAAGAUCCAUCUGAAACAAUGGCUCAAUUCCUGUAAAAAUAACAGAAAUGUUUCAUGAACAUUACAUAUCUAGCCACCAGAAAUUUUUUGCAAUUUCAUAUAUAAUCAUUUAAGACCUUUUUGAAAUAAAUAAUGCAAAUGAAUUAAAA